UUCCUUAACAACAAACAGAGCUGAAACUCCAGAUUCUCUCGGACUCUGGAGAAAUAUGGUUCAUUAGCGUUACAUUUGCACCUAGUUUUGGAUUUUAUUAGAUAAAUUACCCCUGAGGUCCCAGUUUAAGCGGAGUGAGAUGCCGAAGAUCUUGAAAUUGACUCAUUAACGCAGACGGGACAAUGCUAACUCAUUUUUCUUAACUCAUCACCCGUCUAACGUAGCGACGAUUGAAACGGUCCUGUGAUUGCAACCAUGGAAGAGGACGUCCUGACCCUGAAGCCCAGGCGGAUCCAGAACCAGAACGUCGUCCACCGCCUGGAGAAGCGAAGGGUCUGCUCUGGUCGACCCGGGGCCCACUGGUACCGGGUUCGCUGCUUUCACCAGAACCUGUUCCCGAACUUCACCGUGGUGAACGUGGAGAAGCCGCCCUGCUUCCUCAGGAAGUUCUCGCCGGAUGGACGCUACUUCAUCGCCUUCUCCUCGGACCAGACGUCGCUGGAAAUUUAUGAAUACCAAGGCUGCCAGGCAGCUCAGGACCUGCUGAGAGGCCAGGAAGGAGAGACUCUGUCCACCGCCAACGACCAGUGCUCCCUCAACAUCCGCAGCCGCCUCUUCCAGCGCUUCUUCUCGCUGCUCCACGUCACCAACGUGGCUUCGAAUGGAGAGCACCUGAACCGCGAGUGCAGCCUCUUCACUGACGACUGCAGAUAUGUCAUCGUCGGCUCCGCCGUCUAUGUCCCCGACGAUCCGCCGCCGUACUUCUUCGAGGUGUAUCGCAACAAUGAGUCAGUGACUCCCAACCCGCGGUCUCCGCUGGAGGAUUACUCCCUGCACAUCAUUGACCUGCACACUGGCAGGUUGUGCGACACCAGGUCCUUCAAGUGUGAUAAGAUCAUCCUAUCUCACAACCAGGGCCUCUACCUCUACAGGAACAUCCUGGCCGUGCUGUCGGUCCAACAGCAGACCAUCCACGUCUUUCAGGUGACACCUGACGGGACGUUUCUGGACGUGAGGACAAUCGGGCGCUUCUGUUACGAGGACGACCUGCUGACGCUGUCGGCGGUUUACGCAGAAGCUCAGGCGGAGAGCCAGACUGGCUUCCCGCGCCUCUACACAGACAAAACCAUCAACUCCCUGAAGCACAGGCUGCUGGUGUACCUGUGGCGGCGAGCCGAGCAGGACGGCAGCGCCACCGCCAAGAGGAGGUUUUUCCAGUUCUUCGAUCAGCUCAGGCGGCUCCGGAUGUGGAAGAUGCAGCUGCUGGACGAGCAUCACCUCUUCAUCAAAUACACCAGCGAAGACGUGGUGACGCUCAGAGUCACCGACCCGUCGCAGCCGUCGUUCUUUGUGGUGUACAACAUGGUGUCCACGGAGGUUCUGGCCGUGUUCGAGAACACGUCGGACCAGCUGCUGGAGCUGUUUGAGAACUUCUGUGACCUGUUCAGGAACGCCACGCUGCACAGCCAGGCCGUCCAGUUCCCCUGCUCCGCUUCCUCCAACAACUACGCCCGCCAGGUCCAGAGAAGAUUCAAAGACACCAUAGUGAACGCCAAAUAUGGCGGCCACACGGAGGCUGUGCGGCGGCUGCUCGGUCAGCUGCCCAUCAGCGCCCAGUCGUACAGCAGCAGCCCUUACCUCGACCUGUCGCUCUUCAGCUAUGACGACAAGUGGGUGUCAGUGAUGGAGAGGCCCAAGACCUGCGGAGACCACCCCAUCAGGUUUUACGCCCGCGACGCCGGCCUGCUGAAGUUUAAGAUCCAGGCGGGCCUUCUGGGUCGACCCGUUAACCACGCCGUGCGGCGCCUCGUCGCCUUCACCUUCCAUCCCUUCGAACCAUUCGCCAUCUCCGUUCAGCGGACCAACGCGGAGUACGUGGUCAACUUCCACAUGAGACACGUCUCCGCGUGACGGAGGAGAGUCGUCCUCCGCUCCUCACUCAGGGAUCCUGGACAUUUCUACUUGCAAACGUCCAGACUCGAGUUUUCUCUGAAUUUUAAAGACUAGAUAUAAAAACUCAGAGAUGUUCUCACAGCUGGAUUUCAAUAUCAAACCAAAAAAGAAAAACAGGCAGAUGGACGGAUGAUUAAUGAAACUUUUACAGUUGGAUAAGGAACAUGAAUUUUUUUUCUCCAGACUUUACUUCCAUACUUUUAGGAAGUAAGAUUAGGAUCCCUCUUUCCUUCUCUGCUUCCUUUUUUUUUUCUCAUUCCCUGGUUCUUUUAAUUUUUUAUUGUUUUACUUUUUAAUAUUUAACUCUACAUAUCCUACAGCUAAUAAAAUUCAUUUGAUUUUUAAGUUUUAUUA
Messenger RNA from Xiphophorus maculatus (southern platyfish), 2307 nucleotides. It is a transcript of the gene det1, whose product is annotated as DET1, COP1 ubiquitin ligase partner. Gene Ontology annotation, cellular component: cullin-RING ubiquitin ligase complex; nucleus. NCBI's taxonomy places the organism in Eukaryota, Metazoa, Chordata, Actinopteri, Cyprinodontiformes, Poeciliidae. The coding region runs from base 256 to 1911 and encodes 551 amino acids. Gene Ontology annotation, biological process: positive regulation of proteasomal ubiquitin-dependent protein catabolic process; protein ubiquitination. The record is from RefSeq and is a predicted model, not a curated record. Gene Ontology annotation, molecular function: ubiquitin-like ligase-substrate adaptor activity; ubiquitin protein ligase binding. The transcript has 9 exons.